Struthio camelus australis is the source of this 3497-nucleotide messenger RNA. The record is from RefSeq and is a predicted model, not a curated record. NCBI's taxonomy places the organism in Eukaryota, Metazoa, Chordata, Aves, Struthioniformes, Struthionidae.
AUGGCGGCUGCUCCUUCUCCUCCUCUUGAACAAGAUUAUCCCUUGGCUCAGCUCACAGGCGGAAUUGCUGAUUUGACUGUUUUUGCUGAUUAUGGGCUGAAUGUAGACAUGCUGAAUACAACCAAAGUCCUUUAUGACCUUGUUGUGGCUGCUACAAAGAACAAAGGUAGAGGCAGCCAAGGCCAGUUUCCACUUACACAGAAUGUCACUGUUGUUGAAGGGGGAACAGCAAAUUUGACCUGCAGGGUCGAUCAAAAUGAUAACACCUCCCUCCAGUGGUCAAAUCCAGCUCAACAGACGCUGUACUUUGAUGACAAGAAAGCUCUGAGGGACAACAGAAUUGAGCUGGUUCGAGCUUCGUGGCAUGAACUGAGUAUCAGUGUCAGCGAUGUGUCUCUGUCGGAUGAAGGGCAGUACACCUGCUCUUUAUUUACUAUGCCUGUCAAAACUUCCAAGGCUUUUCUUACCGUUCUUGGUGUUCCUGAGAAACCACAAAUUACUGGAUUUACUUCACCAGUUAUGGAGGGAGAGAGGAUGCAGCUGACAUGCAAGACUUCUGGUAGUAAACCAGCAGCUGAUAUCAGAUGGUUCAAGAACGACAAAGAAGUUAAAGAUGUUAAAUAUUUAAAAGAAGAAGAUGCAAAUCGUAAAACAUUCACAGUCAGCAGCACGCUGGAUUUCCUAGCAGAUCGCAAUGAUGAUGGUGCAGUUGUAAGUUGCAGAGUAGACCAUGAGUCCCUAAACUCUACACCUCAGAUAGCAAUGCAGGUUCUAGAAAUACACUAUACACCUUUAGUUAAAAUCAUUUCUUCCAAUUCAUGGCCUGAAGAAGGACAAUCUAUAAUUUUGACUUGCGAAUCCAAAGGAAAACCAGUGCCAGAACCAGUAUUGUGGACAAAAGAUGGUGGAGAGCUACCAGAUCCAGAAAGAAUGGUUGUCAAUGGCAGGGUCUUAAGCAUCAGUUUUCUUAACAAAACGGACAAUGGCACGUACCGAUGCGAAGCAAAAAAUCCUAUUGGCCGAAAUAGCACAGAAUAUGUCCUGAUAGUACAUGAUGUUUUCAACACUUUGCUUCCCACUACUGUCAUCCCCUCCCUUACCACUGCAACAGUCACAACCACUGUAGCCUUAACAACCAGCACAACCACAUCGGCAACAGCCAUCAGCACCAGAGAUCCUAACGGUUUGGCUGGAAAGACCGUACCUGAUCACGCUGUUAUAGGAGGAAUAGUGGCUGUAGUUGUCUUUGUAACACUAUGUUCUAUAAUUCUGCUUGGUCGAUACCUGGCAAGACAUAAAGGAACAUAUUUAACAAAUGAAGCGAAAGGAGCUGAAGAUGCACCUGAUGCCGACACAGCCAUUAUCAAUGCAGAAGGCAGCCAAGUCAAUGCAGAGGAGAAAAAGGAGUAUUUCAUUUAGAUGCAGAGCUAGAAUCUUGGAGUUUUACUUAUCAGGCUGACUGCUGGAGAAAACUGGCUACCAUUUUUCAGAAUUCAUUUCUGCCAUCUUCUGCUAUCUAUCUUUAUUAACUUGCAUACCUGCUAUAAGUAGCCAGUUUAUGCCAACAAUCAGCUGUUGACAAUAUCAUUCUAUAAUUACAGUAUUAUACAUGAAGCAGGACAUUUCUUAUUGCCUAAAUUCAUAUCCACUGCUCUCUUAACAUACAGUGCUUGAAUAUACAGCCUUAAUGAUAUUAAUCAUCAUCGUCAUCCAAAUUUUCUACAUUUUUAAGUGUUAUGCAGCUUUUUUCCUUUCCAGUUUUCUUUUAUCAUGCUCCCUAUCAGUAUGUCAUAGAGUAUUCGUAAGAAAUACUAUUAGAUAAGGACCUAAUUUACUUACAUAAAAAGAUAAAUCUAAGAUUAGAGGUUUACAAAGAAUGUUUUAUACAUGUCUAUAAUUCAAAAAGCAUCUUGUUUUUGAGACAUACGCCCUAGGAAACACAGACUGAAAGCUUUUUAGUAUAGUUUCUUGUAUGCUUGGAUGUUUUAGAAAAGAAGUAUCAGUCCAGGAUUUUUUUAUUUUCUUUGCUUUGUUUUGUUAUGUUUUAAAUGGUACCUUGACAACAGUGCCAUGUUUCAGUGGUAAAAACAUCAUACUGAAUAGCUAUACGGAUUCUGCAAAGUUAGAUAGUAGUGCUUCAUUUGAAAUAAAUUUGUCCUACCCUUUAUUGCUUUUUUGGGAUUGCAAAGAUUAGAAGUCUUUUUGAGUAAUUUCUGUUUUUAUAAUUUAUUUGCUUCACAUGGACUCACCUGUCUACUCAAAUUUGAAGUGUUCAUGGGGCACAACUGCAAGGCGUUUUAGUAUCUGUAUAUAGUGCAUAUAAUAAAUUCAAUUAAACAUUAUUUGAUACAUAUUUAACUUUUGGGGCAGUAGCUAAGUCAACCACAAGUGAGCAUUUUCUAAUGUCCAUUAUAUCCCUUUAGAUAUGACUCAAAUCAAUAUUCUGAGUAGAUAACAUGUAUUAGUAUUUUUUUUGUCUGUAUGUCCUAGCACUGUUCAGCAGCAAACUUUUCUAGUUCUUGUUAAUUUUUUCUUUGUUAUACAAUGGAAGCACAAUGUUCUAUGGAAGGUAGUUUUAAGCUAACAACCAGUGCACAGCCUCAGGUUUUAAAUUACAACCACAUUUGAUUACUAUCCUUAAAAAAUAUUUUUAAGUUGCUAAAAUUCUCAGUUUUUAAUUUGGCAGUUCCAGAGCUGCUUCUCUAUGUUGGUUUGCCAAAAAAAAAGGAAAAAAAAAAAAAGAGAAAAAAAUAGAAGUGUUAAAACAAAAAAAAUAUAUGUUUUGUGUAUACAGUAAAUGGACUAAUUCUUUAUAUUAAAUUCCUGUCUAUGCAUUUUGUGAGGUACAAACUUAUGUCACCGUGAACGAUAGAGAAUUCCUGCCAUGCUUUUAGCUCCACAGUGAAAGUCUGUUUGGAUUAUUUCUGAAUUUUUUUGUGUAAUUGACAGCUGAAAAAAUCACAUGCUCUUAACAAAACACAACAAAACACUGUAAGCCCAUUGGCUUACUUCCUCUUCCAAUGAAAUAAAAAAGUUACCAUAUCAGCUCUUGGUAAUGAUUCUACACUGGAGGAUGCAAAUUAGUCUGGUUGGAGUUUGCCUCCUCCUAAGUUUUGCACCUUUGACAAAAGAGUAUUUCUCUCUGGUUGCUAUACAUGUGAAGCCUAAAAGCAUGAUGGCCUAUUAUAAAGGACUUUCUCCUGGGAUUUUAUUUUUGUGUGGGGAAGGGAGAGUUUGGAAUAUGACAUCAUGUACUAUGGCAAAAUGGAAGAUAAAGGUGCUGUGUCAGAUUAUUUAUCAGAAGAGUAUAAACCUUUUAAGGACAAUAUUAGAGUAUUUUAAUUGUUUUUGUUGAAACAUUUAUCAUGUUAAUUUCUAAGAAAAAAGGGUGACGUCAAUCAAAGCAGCACUUUUUUUCAAAAUAUACAGACAUAAAUAAUAUGAUGUGGUUGAGUGUUAACAUAAUAAAUCAUAUACAGUACGACAUUUUAAAGAAA